UAUAAUUUAGUCAAAAAUAAAAAAUCCCGGUGCGGAGGGACUAGCAAUGGCGAUUAGGGUUCUAACCAGACGAACCUUUCAUCUCGUUAUCACAUCAAAUUGCAAACCAAUCUCUCCAUUCCCAACCCCAAAACUCCAAUCUUUCUCUACAAGCCGGCCAAUUUCCUCAGAAUUGUCACAAAAAUCCCAAUACAGGAAACUAAUUUCCCUCGCAGAUGUCUUUCAAAGGUACGGUUUCCCUCCAUCUCAACUGCACGACUUCCUUGCAAAGAAUCGUUUUUUACUCAACUCCAAUGCCUCCGAAAUCGAAAAAUCCCUGAAAAUUCUGUUGUCGUUGAAGAAAUCUCAGGAAUUUCUCGUUUCGAUGGUGUACGAUUGUCCUUUGGUUUUGGAUUUUGAAUUUCUCAAGAAUUGGGAAAUGGGUACCACGGAAAUAGGGAUUUCAAAUGUUAGUUCGUUGAUGAUUCAGAAUGUUCUUGAGGUUUCAAGGAAGUUCAGUUUAGGCCCUGAAGAUCUUUCUAGGUGUAUACAGCGUUUCAAGGGUUUAGGGUUUUGUGAUGGUACUGUAACUAGGGUUUUAGAGGAGUUUCCAUUGGUAAUUGUGAUGAAUGAGAAUAGAAUUCAUGAGAGAAUUGAAUUCUUGAUGGGAAUUGGAAUUGAUAGGAAUCGAAUUGAUUCGAUUUUCAGCUUGUUUCCUGGUAUACUGACUUGUGGGGUGCAAAAUAAGCUGAAGCCCUUGUUUGAUGAAUUUGAGGAUUUGGGUUUUAGCCUGGAUGUGGUUAGGAGAGAAAUUCUUAGGGACCCAACUCUUCUUGGGUUGGAAUUAGGGGAGCUUUCUCGAUGUUUGGAACUGCUGAGGACUUUGAAGUGUCGGAUACCUAUCAAAGAGAGAAUUUACAGUGAGGGAACUUUUAGGGCCGGGCUUGAGGUGAAACGGAGGGUUGAUUGCUUAUGCAGAUAUGGGUUGAUACGAAGGGAUGCUUUUAAGGUGUUGUGGAAAGAGCCAAGGGCAAUAUUAUAUGAGAUAGAGGACAUUGAGAAGAAAAUUGAGUUUUUAGUUCAUAGGAUGAAAUUUGAUGUUCUUUGGCUGGUUGAUGUUCCCGAGUACUUGGGGGUGAAUUUUGAGAAGCAGAUUUUUCCUCGAUAUAAUGUGAUUGAGUACUUGAGAUCAAAAGGUGGGCUUGGAAAUGAAGUGGGAUUGAAGGGUUUGAUCAAACUCAGUAGGCUGAGAUUUUACAAUCUCUAUGUGAAGCCAUAUCCGGAGUGUGAAAAAUCACUUUGGGAGUUUGCAGGAGAUGCUGAAGUUAAAAACCGACAUCCUGUUGGAAUGUGGAAACUUUUCAAACCAAAAAAGUAUCCGGAGUCCAAAGUAGAUCUUGAGAACAUUAAGUCUUUCAUGGAAUCGGUCGUUUAGUGGAGGGUAAUUUGUUAAUUAUAAAUUAAUUUGAAAUUUUUUGGUUGUUUGUCAUCUGAUCUUAUUGAACGGAUACAUUCUUGAUGGCAUGAUAGCACCUGGUGAAGAACUUCAAACUUGCAUUGUUGAGAAAGGCACUUAAUAAAGUCAAAUGAGCCACCAUAUAUUUUCCUUUUUCACUUUGGUGCUGAAGUGAAAUGUCCAGGAUAAGAGAUUCCUUAUGGAAGAUGGUGGCACUUCUCAAGAAUGCAUCAAACUUUCAAGAACUAUGCUUCUCAUCGCAACUAUGUGAAUCUUUAUUACAAUACCUUACCCCCUAUACUGAACUCUUUGCCGUAUGGAUUUGUAACCCAAUCUGCUCAUGGCCUCUAGUCUUUGAGUUGUUAUAAUGAAAUCGUAGUUGAUUGGGUUUGCCAGCGAGUUUGCUAGUCAGAAGGUGGUUUUGGAUGUUCAAGCAGUGAAAGGAACUACGAGCAAAUCGAUUUCAAGAAGUUUGAUCCUAGUAAGUUCUAAAUAAACACAUCUAAGUAGACGCACGCACGCACACGCACAUAAUUAUCUACAUGAUAUUUUAGAUAUUUUCUUUAAUGGACUUUUUUGCUUAAUUUAAGAAUUACAUGAUGUAGAUGGUAUUAGUAACACAUUGAAAGGAUCGUCUCCAGUUUGAUGAAACCAUUUUGAUCCCUUUAUGUUCUUAUUACAUCUUGCGUUAGAAUUUCAUACCCAGAAAAAAAAAACAGCUUUUUCUCCCAAGGGAAGAUUGCUUCCUGUAGAUUGUAAUGGGUUGCAAAGAGUACAGAGGAAAAUCAGGAAAAAAUCAAAUUGAGCAGGUUGGGAUUGGGGUGAUAUCUAUAAAAUCUCUCUUAGUUUAAUUUUUUUUUUUCCAUAAGAUUCCAGACAUUCAUUGAGUUCUUUCACGUAAUUCAUAUAGUGUAAAUUGUAGCAUUGCACCAUUACCAUUCUGAGUCUGCUAUGAAGUUGAGGAAGUUCACCCGGUGGCAUGGCAAGGGCUAGGGCACUUGUGAAGUGCAAUUAGGCACCCCUUCGAUACCGAUAAAGUAUAUCUUUUUCGAAACUAGCCUCUGUAUGCUCCUUUCUUUUUUUGUCUGUGGGAUUUAGAGAUGAUGGUGCCCUAUCCAAAUGUAGAACUACAGUAAGAGGCUUUGCUACUGGAUCUUCUCUAUUUAAAGCUGAGGAACCCAGACUCCAUGUGACCAAAGACGUCUUUGCAAAACUAUGAGAUGUUUGGAUGGUGUUUGUGAGCUGAUCCAGCAUGCCUGAGUGCCAGAGGUUUGUUAUCUUUGAGAUACCUAUUAUGCUUUAGGAGCCUUAAAUUAAUUAAUAUUUGUGCUCUAGCUUGUGCUAAGAGGUAACAAUAACUCAUACAUAUAUGUGUGUGUAUAUACAUAUGUAUAUAUAGGAAAGGGAAAGAAAUAACUAAUGCAUAUGUGAUCUGCUCAUUCUUUAUUCAUUAGAACAAUACAAGGUAGUAAAGUAGGGCUAGUGGAACACAUUUACCAUGAAGGUUUAAUUUUAUGUUUAAAGCUGUGUUUGUUAUA
This is a messenger RNA of Camellia sinensis, 2973 nucleotides long. RefSeq names its product Mitochondrial transcription termination factor family protein. The record is from RefSeq and is a predicted model, not a curated record. Gene Ontology annotation, molecular function: double-stranded DNA binding. NCBI's taxonomy places the organism in Eukaryota, Viridiplantae, Streptophyta, Magnoliopsida, Ericales, Theaceae. Gene Ontology annotation, biological process: regulation of DNA-templated transcription.